AUGGCCGAGUCACAACGUGGUGAUGGUAGUUCCAGAAACACGUGUAACAAAGACACCAAUGCUGCAAAGCGUGCAAUGACAGGAGCGACACGAGAUGAAUCGGUUAUACCUCCUUGUGGGGCUUGCAAGUUCUUGAGGAGGAAGUGUAGUGGUGGGUGUAUCUUUGCACCCUACUUUGGUAGGGACCAAGGUGCGGCUAGAUUUGUGGCUGUGCACAAGGUGUUUGGUGCUAGCAAUGUGUCCAAGCUAUUGUCCAGUAUUUCGACUAACCACCACCAUGAAGCAGCAGCAACUAUUUUCUAUGAGGCUCAGGCUAGACUAUCCGAUCCUGUUUACGGUUGUGUGUCAACCAUUCUUGCAUUGCAGCAACAGGUGGCAGCAAUGCAAGCAGAGGUCUCAAUGAUGCAAACUGAGCUGAUGAACAGAGGAUUUACUUGUGCAAAUGCUCUUCAAACCACACCCCAGCAGCAGCAUCAGAUGCUACAGCAGCCAAACUUCAACAUAGCAGUGCAGCCAGCAUAUGCCAACAACUCAUGCUUCCACCAACAACCUCAUGAACAUGAACAACUUCAACCCUGGUUUUGA
Trifolium pratense (red clover) is the source of this 585-nucleotide messenger RNA. RefSeq names its product LOB domain-containing protein 20-like. The record is from RefSeq and is a predicted model, not a curated record. The coding region runs from base 1 to 585 and encodes 194 amino acids. The transcript is spliced from 2 exons. Gene Ontology annotation, cellular component: nucleus. Gene Ontology annotation, biological process: hormone-mediated signaling pathway; positive regulation of DNA-templated transcription. Lineage: Eukaryota; Viridiplantae; Streptophyta; Magnoliopsida; Fabales; Fabaceae.